UAUUAUAUUGCAUUCAAUAUUUAUUAUAAGUUAGAUAAAUUAAAAAAAUAUUAAUAAAACUGUUUCCUUAUUGUUUUAUUCCUAUCAGUUAAGUAAUAUCGUGUAAAGUACAAACUCGAGAUACUUAUUGGUUCCGCCAUAUUUCGUCAACACCAAUAGGAAGGAUAACAACUCUGUUCAGAAUCUUACUAUAGGGACUCUAGUUUGUUCUGCAGAAUGCGCCUAUUUACUCUAGUACUUUCUACUAAUAUUUUCCAUGAGACUCGCCAUCUUUGUAUCACGUGAUACACGACAGUGCGUGUACUGUGCCGCUGACAAUGAACCACAGCGGUGACUGUGAUAAGUGAUUCGCGUAAACCCAUUCUCAGAUUGCUCAACACGAGUAUAUAGUGGCAGUGGAGAAAGAUAGCACAUCGGCCGCUGAUAGAAGGAGCAUCUCUUGAUGAUUCGCGCUUUACGUGAGCCUCAGGCAAGCCGGAGUAGCUCGCAAUUAUGUUCGAUGUACCGCAGAAGUUCUAUGAGCUGUGUCGCCUUUGUUUAUCCCCGGACGGUGUCAAAUGUUCCAUAUUCGAGGAGGAGGGCAUUCAGCGAAGUUUCGCCGAAAAGAUAUUAGCAUGCUUGUCAAUCACAGUAAAAGAUGGCGAUACUUUACCAUCAAUUAUCUGCCAUCGGUGUGUAUAUAAAUUGGAUGUACUGCACAACUUUCGAGAAGUGUCGCAAAAGUCUGACAUUAUACUUAAACAGUACCUGGAUUAUGCCAAGCAAUUGUCAUUUUCUGAUGAGCAGAAAGAGACUCUCUCCACUGCCAAAGUAGUAGGUGAAAGCCCUCUACAAUCAUUCCUCGAAUUGAAUAGGACAUUAUUCAAUGAGGAGUCUAACUCCGAGCCGGCCAGCAUUAAUCAAAACAUAAUACCUCAAACUCUAACGCAUCAUCUACAAUUACAAAACAAUGAUAUGCAAGAACAUGAAAAUAUUAAGUGCGAACCAGAGGAUGAUACAUGUUCUAACAGCUCCGAUCCUGAACGAUUAGAAAUUGAGGAUCGUGACGAACAAGAAAUUGAAAGUGAAGAAAAUGGUUAUGACAUGACUGUUAACAAGAGAAUUAAAAUUGAGGACAAUUAUGAUGGCUCCGAAUCUAACACAGCAAAUUGUAGUCCAGUUAAUAGAAUGGAUACUCCAGAGAGUAAUUGUUCUGAUAGUAACAUUGACCAUGAAACGACAAAGCUGUGGCAAGCUUUAGCUAGUAAUAGAAGUUUGGAAAUCACACAAACAAAUGGUGAUAAGUUAAACAAUGGAUUUACCGGCGAAGCCACAAAUCUGUUACGUUCUUUGAUUAACAACAGGCAGAUUGGUAUCACCGCUAUUGAUUCAGAUAAAAUAUCUCCGCAAAUUAAAUUCUAUAGGGAUACUCAGGGUACAACUAUCGAACGUACGCGUACCGAUUUUCCUGUGCUUGGUAAUCGUACGAAUAUAGCUACUUUAGAAAAUAAGAGUGCCUCGAUAGAUAGUAAUCCAUCUAGCCCUGCCAGUAUCGGUCGUAAGGAAAUGACAAUAGCGACGAAAGGUCGUAGAAAGCAAAGCUACCCCAGUAAGGCUCCAGCGAGUCCGGAUCUUGUCGCCAAUUACCAACAUGAACCCAACAAUGAAGAGCAAGCUCAUGAUUUUACUACAUGGUCGAACAAAAUUAAAGGAAAGAUAGACGAUCAAAAACAAUUCGAUCAGCAAAGUGGCAACAUUGCAAAGAAAAUCGACAUGUCUUGCACAAAUUGUGGUACUAUGACAACAACCAUCUGGAGAAGGAAUAUGAAGGGUGAGAUGGUGUGCAAUGCUUGCGGGCUGUAUUACAAACUUCAUGGUGUUAAUCGUCCUGUUACUAUGCGACGAGAUACUAUACAUACUCGCAGACGUAGACCCAAAGGCGAGACACCAACGAGACACAGAAAAAGAUUAAUAACCUUGUCAGAAAAAGGGGACGCAAUCUUAGCAUCUCAAUCAACAACGGAACAAAUGGAUGCCGAGAGUGCAGACAUGUUGGCGGCUCUUCGACGACAAAUUCAACCUCAUCUGAUGAUGGCAGCGUUGACGCCUGCACAAAUAUCCAGUGGUCAUCCGCCUCCGCCUCCCACUUACUCAAUACCUUUGCCUAGUUACAUGAUUCAUCAACAUACGAAAGCCGAAGAGCGUGUACAACGGCAUCUAUCUAUGGAUACUGAAGAAACGGAUGAAGGUGACGAGGAAAAUGUUUCUGAUGUUCCUUUGAAUUUGGUGGCGACUUCACUUUCAGAGGAGACCCACUAAGAAAAAUCUUGGGUUUAUCAUCUAGGUAUGCUAACGAAAAUUUUCUAAGACGGUAUAGCUGUUUUUCGGUGACGUAUGUUCACUCUGAAUGAACGUCCAUAUCUUGGCAAACUUUCCCAGUACUUUUCCUCGAAAAAUUAUUUAUACCGAGGAUUAUGACGUUCCGCGAAAGAUAGUCGGCAAACUUACGCCGCGACACAGCGUGCAUAAUGGAACGAGAUGAUAUUAAUUACGCAGUAUUAAUUAUUCAAGAUGUACAUAUAAACACUCACACAUAAACACAUAGAAAGAAAGAAAGAAAGAGAGAGAGAGAGAGAGAGAAACACACAAGUACACAUACACAUGUACACAAAGCACAGAUAAGCACACGUAAAAACAUUACAUACAAGAAAAUAUUUUUAUACAAAAUUUUAUAUGCUCAUAAACUUGUAUAUAUUAUAUAUACGUGCCGCGAAUUCAAUUGUGCCGCGAAAUCAACCGUGCCGCUCGGAAGUGCUCGUCGUCGUCGUCGUCAUCAUCAUCUUGUUUUACAUGAGUAUCUUUUUCGAUUGGUAAUCUUACAGUGAUGCCAAAAAAAAGCGGUAAUGUCGUAUUUUCUUUAAUGACGUACCUGCAACGUCGUUAUGGCUUUCGACAUUCAAUCAUGUUACUCCAAAUUAAACAAAAAUUCUUUUGAAAUUUUAAACACAUUGCGCGCGAUAAAUGUUAAUAUUUUUUAAUUUUAUCUUAACAGGAUUAACAAGGCGGAAUACUAUUUAUG
Molecule: messenger RNA, 3058 nt
Organism: Cataglyphis hispanica
Lineage: Eukaryota; Metazoa; Arthropoda; Insecta; Hymenoptera; Formicidae
Exons: 8
Coding region: 493-2298 (601 amino acids)
Biological process (GO): negative regulation of transcription by RNA polymerase II; cell fate commitment; positive regulation of transcription by RNA polymerase II
Cellular component (GO): nucleus
Molecular function (GO): RNA polymerase II cis-regulatory region sequence-specific DNA binding; zinc ion binding; DNA-binding transcription factor activity, RNA polymerase II-specific
Source: RefSeq, a predicted model, not a curated record